Juglans microcarpa x Juglans regia is the source of this 1442-nucleotide messenger RNA. RefSeq names its product mitochondrial uncoupling protein 2-like. Gene Ontology annotation, molecular function: oxidative phosphorylation uncoupler activity. Bases 215 to 1123 code for a protein of 302 amino acids. Gene Ontology annotation, biological process: mitochondrial transmembrane transport; mitochondrial transport. The record is from RefSeq and is a predicted model, not a curated record. The transcript is spliced from 9 exons. Gene Ontology annotation, cellular component: mitochondrial membrane. NCBI's taxonomy places the organism in Eukaryota, Viridiplantae, Streptophyta, Magnoliopsida, Fagales, Juglandaceae.
AAUAAUUGAAACGAUGGUCACGAGGAGGACGUGUGAAAAACCAGUUGCAAGGCCAUCAAUGGUGGCCAGCCAUUGUCGGCGUUUUUUCACGUCCCUUUCCAUUCAUUAUGACUAUUGAAAUCAUUCCAUAAGGCCCUGAAUUACCCUUCACCUCUACCGAAACUGACUCUCCAUUACCCAAUCCCUGCUUUCCAGCCUUUCUUCGCAGCUUUCAAUGGCCGAUCUCAAGCCCCAGAUCGAAAUCUCAUUCGCUGAGAUGUUCCUAUGCAGCGCUUUCGCGGCUUGUUUCGCUGAGUUCUGUACUCUUCCUUUGGAUACUGCUAAAGUCAGGCUUCAGCUUCAAAAGAAAGCAGCGGGGGUAGAUGGAGUGGGUGUACCCAAAUAUACAGGCUUGUUGGGUACUAUGACUACUAUUGCUAGGGAAGAGGGCUUAUCAGCACUCUGGAAAGGUCUUAUUCCAGGAUUACAACGCCAGUGUCUUUAUGGAGGCUUAAGGAUUGGCUUAUAUGGUCCUGUAAAAACAUAUCUAGUUGGCAGUGAAUUUAUUGGAGAUAUUCCUGUAUACCACAAAAUACUUGCUGCUCUUUUAACGGGUGCUAUAGCAAUUGCAGUGGCUAAUCCAACUGAUCUUGUCAAAGUUCGACUUCAAGCUGAAGGGAAAUUACCAGCCGGGGUUCCUAGGCGUUACUCUGGAGCUUUGGAUGCAUAUUUCACCAUAGUGAGACAGGAAGGAUUAGGGGCCCUGUGGACUGGCCUUGGCCCUAAUGUAGCACGAAAUGCUAUAAUAAAUGCCGCUGAACUAGCUAGUUAUGACCAAUUUAAACAGAUGAUUUUGAGAAUUCCAGGGUUCAUGGACAAUGUUUUAACUCAUGUGCUGGCUGGUCUAGGUGCAGGUUUCUUUGCUGUCUGUAUCGGUUCUCCCGUUGAUGUUGUGAAAUCCAGAAUGAUGGGAGAUUCAACAUACAAAAGCACGUUUGACUGUUUCAUCAAAACUUUGAAGAGUGAGGGAUUUUUUGCCUUCUAUAAAGGGUUCUUCCUUAACUUUGGUCGGCUGGGAGCUUGGAACGUGAUUAUGUUCCUAACUCUUGAGCAAGCCAAGAUAUUUUUCGGAGGGGCAGCAUAAAUCUAUGGCUUUCCUGGUUGAGAUUUAGCAAGCGAAAAGGCACAGCUAUUGCUUGGAAAUUGGAAUUUUAUUUUUUCCUGAGAGACGAGAUUUGUCUGUCUCUCUGCAUUUUUUGCUUCCCACUCAGUUAUAUACGAAGUCUUCUUGUAACAGUGAAACAGAUUGGCAAGCUAUAUUUGCGUGAAAGGGUAUUCAUUAUCAUUAGAUUCAUUACUACAACAGACCUUUUGUUGUUAGUACAAAAGCUGCUUUCUUCACCAUGUCCCCAUCAAACAACAUAUUAGUAUAUGAUUACGUUUUGAACUGAUUGAAAUCAACC